Messenger RNA from Strongyloides ratti, 1608 nucleotides. RefSeq lists its product as hypothetical. The coding region runs from base 1 to 1608 and encodes 535 amino acids. The transcript is spliced from 2 exons. The record is from RefSeq and is a predicted model, not a curated record. NCBI's taxonomy places the organism in Eukaryota, Metazoa, Nematoda, Chromadorea, Rhabditida, Strongyloididae.
AUGAUUAAUAAAAAUUUAUUUUUUAUAUUUAAUAAUACUAUAUUUAUUUAUUUGAUAUUAUUAAUUAUCUAUUUAACAAAAUUUAUUUUACCCCAUAAUUCAUGUACAUAUGGAAAGAAAUUAUUUGCCAUCGAAACAGGAAAAGCAUUAUGUGCACCUAUAUCUAAUCCAAAUUGUAUUGAAGCAUGUGAAUGGCAAGAAAGUUGUCGUAAUGCCACCCACUAUGAUGCAUUUUUAGGAAGAAGAAGUUUUGUAACUGGUGUACAAUUAACAGAUAAAAUAUUUCAUCUACAAUGUUGUAGUACACUAGGAAGUAUGACACGACUUAAAAAAAAUAAAGAAAGUAAUUGUUUUUGGUCAAGAUGGCAAAUGACUGUAACAGAAUUUCCAAGCUUUAGAGUAGAUCCUGUACUUGAAGAUUAUCAGUAUAUAAGGGAUAUAAUAAUAGAUAGAGUAAGUGAAAAAUCUAAAGCUAAUAUUAAAGUAGAAAUAUGUAAUAUUAUAAAUCAAAGAGAUACAUGUGAUAUGAAUGUUAUGAAAGAUAAUGAUAAAGAAAUGUAUACUAUGCUUAAAUUAAGACUAUCACGAUUUAUAGAAGCUAAAAAAAUUAUUUUAAAUAAUUCAAAUAUUAUACAUAAAGAAAAGCCUGAUAUUGAUGAUUUUAGAAAAGAUGCAAAACCAAUUGCACUUUCUCAACCUAUAGCACAUUUUCAAUUAGAUGGUAACGGUGAAUUUUCUUUAUUUACAAAUAAUCUAUUACAAGAAGAUAGUAAAAGUGGUAAAAAUAAUUUUAGAAAUAUUAUAAAUAAGGAACUUAAUGUUUUUAAAAUUAAUGAAGAUAAAAAGAAUAACAAAAUAUAUGAUAAUAUUUUAUUAAAAAAUAAUUUACCUCAAAAUAAUAAUAAUCAAUUAUUACCAUUAUCUAUUUCUCCCAUAAAUUUUACAAGUAAUAAUUUACCAGAAAGACCAAAAAUAAUAUUUAAAAAAAUUGGUAAUUUAAAUGAUAAUAUUUACUAUGAGAAAGCUAAUGAUAAAUUAAAAGCACAUAAAAUACUUGAAAAUAAAAUACUUUAUACAAAACAAAAACAUUACCAAACAACUCCUUUAUACAAUACUAAUGUUGUACCAUCACCAUCAGCAUAUGAAAUGUCAGUUGUGGCAGUGUCAAAAAAUCCUAAAUUUUAUAAUCCACAAUUUAAUUUUAUACAACCAAUACAAAUUAGUUCUAUUAGAAAAAUUACAACACCUAAAGAUAAAAUGGCACUCCUUCAAGAAUGUUGUUAUAAAACAUCACCAAGAUGUAAAGAAAUAUGUGAUAGUAACUUUUCAACAAAUAUAAUUACAUCAUCAUUAUCACGUAAUACAUGUAGUGGAUUAGAACUAGGAAAUAUUUUACAAUGUUAUCCAAAAUAUUUUGAUACACGUCCAGUAUCACAAUGUUGUGCAUCAUCACAUAAUUCUUUAAUCAAUUUUUCUAAUCCUAAUGGUAUUUUACCCUUAAAAUGUCAAGAACUUUGCUCACCUAACUUUAAAUUAACAAUUGAACAUUUUGGAUGUAUGAAUUAUAUUUCAGUUGUCGUUGAAUGUUACCAAAAAGCAGAUAGAUAA